Messenger RNA from Plasmodium coatneyi, 405 nucleotides. RefSeq lists its product as uncharacterized. The transcript is spliced from 6 exons. NCBI's taxonomy places the organism in Eukaryota, Apicomplexa, Aconoidasida, Haemosporida, Plasmodiidae. The record is from RefSeq and is a predicted model, not a curated record. Bases 1 to 405 code for a protein of 134 amino acids.
AUGUCGUAUGCGUUUUGCCCAGUGUACCACGUAAAUAUUAACCAACCCCAGAAGGAAGAUUUGCUUCGGUUCGAAACGUCAGCCGUCGACAGUUACAAGCACUACAAGGAAAUUGAGACACGUUCGCGGAUCCGCAUGAGCCUGGUGAUCAGCCUCAUCUCGCUGCUGGUGUUCGUGACGUGGCAGUUCCGAGAGGACAGGACGGUAGUGGACACGAUCAACAACGUCCCCCUGAUGCUCUUCGUCUGUCUCUUUUUCUUCCUCAUCCUAAAGCAUUACUACAAGAGCUUGUUCAAGUCGAAGUGUUACAUAAAAAGCCUGAACAAGACGCUGAAGGGAUUUAACCUCUACCUAGACGACAAAAGCCUAAAGCUGUGCAUUAUCGACAGCUUCCCAAAAGAGUAG